GCCCUGCGCUCGGCCCGCCCGGAGCUAUUUUGAAAGUGACCCUGGGCCGGGCGGCCGCGGGGCGGCGGGGAGAGGCGCGGCGGGCGCCGCGGGAACCAUGACAGAAGAUGACCGAGGCGGCGCUGGUGGAGGGCCAGGUCAAGCUGCGGGACGGCAAGAAGUGGAAGACUAGGUGGCUGGUGCUGCGCAAGCCGUCGCCGGUGGCAGACUGCCUCCUGAUGCUGGCCUACAAGGACAAGUCUGAGCGAGCCAAGGGCCUGCGGGAGCGCAGCAGCCUGAUGCUGGAGGACAUCUGCGGCCUGGAGCCUGGCCUGCCCUACGAGGGCCUGGCCCACACGCUGGCCAUCAUCUGCCUGUCCCAGGCCGUCAUGCUGGGCUUCGACAGCCGCGAGGCCAUGUGCGCCUGGGACGCCCGGAUCCGCUACGCGCUCGGUGAGGUGCACAGGUUCCACGUGACGGUGGCUCCAGGCACCAAGCUGGAGAGCGGCCCCGCCACCCUUCACCUCUGCAACGAUGUCCUCGUCGUGGCCAGGGACAUCCCUCCGGCUGUCGCGGGGCAGUGGAAGCUGUCUGACCUCCGGCGCUACGGGGCCGUGCCCAGCGGAUUCAUCUUCGAAGGCGGGACCAGGUGUGGGUACUGGGCCGGAGUCUUCUUCCUGUCCUCAGCCGAGGGAGAGCAGAUCAGCUUCCUGUUCGACUGCAUCGUCCGCGGCAUCUCUCCGACCAAGGGCCCCUUUGGGCUGCGGCCGCUUCUCCCAGACCCGAGCCCUGGGGGGACCCCCACCGCGGAGGAGCGAGUGGCCCAGGAGGCCCUGGAGGCCCUGAAGCUGGAGAAGCGGCUCAGCCUCCUCUCCCAUGUGGUCCGGCCGGGGAGCGGAGGGGACGACCGCAGCCUGUCCAGCUCGUCCUCGGAGGCCAGCCACUCGGACGUCAGUGCCGGCAGCCGGCUCACGGCGUGGCCCGAGCAGUCCUCGUCCUCGGCCGGCACGUCGCAGGAGGGCCCGGGGCCGGCGGCCACCCAGGCCCCCGGGGAGGCCGCGCCGGGCGCCUCGAGGCCGCCACCCAAGCCCCUGCGGCCGCGGCAGCUGCAGGAGGUCGGCCGCCAGAGCUCGUCGGACAGCGGCAUCGCCACGGGCAGCCACUCCUCCUACUCGGGCAGCUUCUCGUCCUGCGCGGGCAGCAGCCUGGACGUGUGGCGCACGGGCGACGAGUUCGGGUCCUCGCUCAGCCUGCCGCCCGCGGCCGGGGUGCCCGACCCCAGCCUGUGCGCCUGCCCGCCGGGGACGGCCGAGUACCAAGUGCCCGCUGCCCUGCGGCCACAUUAUGACACGCCACGCAGCCUGUGCCGGGACGCCAGGGACCAGACCGCCACCGCACAAGGCAGCCCCGACGACGGAGGGGCCGGGGACUUGGGUGGCCAGGCGUCCGCGGGGUGUCCCUCCGGCUGGCUGGGCGCGAGGCGGCGGGGACAGGCGGCGGAGGCCCCGGGCAGCGAGGCCCCCGGCGGGGCCUGGGAAGCAGGCAGUCCCCACGCGGGGCUUCCUCCGGCUUUCUUUUCCACUUGUCCCGUCUGUGGAGGACUCAAGGUGACAGACACAAGUGCCACGGGCAUCAGUGUUAAUCCCUCAGCCGCCCCCGGAGACUCACUGUCCUUUCUCCCCGCAGGAGCCGCGGGGCCUGAGAGACCGUGGGGGGAGGCGCCCCCCUACGUGAACAUCCCCGUCAGCCCCUCCUCCAAGACGCAGCUGCACUACAUGGGCCUGGAGCUGCAGGGCGCCGGCGCGGGGGUCCGAGGGGCCGGCGCCUCCCGCUACGCACAGAUCGACAUCACGGCCACCGAGGCGGCCCACAGGGCGGGGGCCCAGCACGCGCAGACCCGGGAGGAGCGGCUGCCCGAGCUGGAGCAGAGGAGGAAGGGGGCCCCGCGGUGAGGACGGCUCCGCGCAGAGCGGGCCUCCCUCCUGCGGACGGCGGGCGAGGGCACGGGGGGGGCCCGUCAUCUUUGCCGCAUCCCCGGUGGUCUGGGCUCCGUGACGGCGGUCUCCUGGCCGCGACCCCACGCGCUCCCCGCCCCCGCGGUCCCUGGCGCCCCGACCCAGCCUCCGUAAGUCACGCCGGAGCUCAGGCAGGUCAGGAAGGGCCAUGCGUCCAGGUGCCAGCUUGCCGCUGGUUACCUGGGCCGGUGCCGCGUCUCAGCCGAAGGGGGCCGGGGGAUCGCAGAGCAGUUUCCGUGGCGCUGGGACGCAAACUGCCCCCGUUCCACGGGCGAGGUGGCCACCCGACUGAUGACAGACAUGUCCUCGGAAAACACGUGUCCCCUAGCCCCAGCAAGGCCAGACCAGGCCCCGCCUAUGCCGAGCAUCCUGCCGUCCCCCCGGUUGUCCCCGCUCUGCAGCGGCCUCCAGCUGCGCCCCCUCCUGGGUCACCCCUGUCCCGUGCCGGGUGACGGCACCAACGAGCGCUGGGGGCAGGAGGACUCUUCCACCUUCAGACCUGUCAGGCUGCCCGCGUCACCCCCACGUGUGGUCACCUGAGUGCACGGCUUCUUAAGACCCAUUACAGUGAGUCAUGUAAAUAGUUCAAAAUUGUUAAUGUUCUAUUUUUAAUACGCACAUUAUUUUCCUGAAGGAUGAGGCGACUUCUUUCUCGUGCUGUGUCUGGAGCAGGCCGUGGCUUCGCUUGACCCUGGACAUGGUUCUGUCAUCUUGAGACAGCACAGGUGCUCAGGGCCGAGGUUACCCCCGACCUUGGCGGGUCUGGGUGGGGCGUCCGUAGGUGUUUCCUCCCCGCGGUUCCUGUGGCCUUGGGGAAGUUGUGUGGCAUUUUCAUGGCUCAGAGAGCUGGAGGGGGUGGCCGUGGCUCCACUGGCCGAUGGGCAUCUGGGUGUUGGGAAGUUUCCAGACAUUCCCGGGGCUUCCUGACAUUCCUCCUUAGGCAUGAAAGGGAAGCACCGGGCUGGGCCCUCUGACCCUCAUCUCAGAGAUGAGAUGGGCUCUGUUCUGCCUGACCAGGGUCUCCACCAUAGCCCCCUCAGAUGCCUCCCAUCCAUCCACCCACCAUCCAUCCAUUUACCAUCCACCCAUCCAUCCCAUCAUGCAUCCAUCAUCCGCCCAUUACCCAUCACUCGUCACUCAUCCACAUCCAUUCAUACCCCUCCCCCCCCACCACACCCCUGAUCCACUAAGGGCCCAGCCAGUACAAGGGUAGCACGUGGGGCUGACCCUCCGUAUGUCCUCCUCGGCUGAGAUCCCUCAGGUCGGUGGGUUUCCCAGCACCAGCACCCUUUUCCUCGCCCGGUCUUCUGAGCUGACACCUGACUGCUGGGGAAGCUUGUGAGUCAAGGCAGAAGGAAGGAGGCUCGGCCCUGAGCCUGUAGGGGCAGAUGUCCUGGGUGGGAUGCAAAGGCCUCAGGGUUGAUCCUGUGAACAAGUCAGGCUCUCAGCCCGAGAGGCCCCCACUAGCACGCCCUGCACAAGAUUCUGGGGUAGACGUCCCUUUCAAAUUACAAGGUGGGGAGCGAAGCAUGGCCUGCACACCACGGUCCAGGGUUCCAGCAGUGAGGGGUUGCCCUCUGGGUGGGAGGGGCUCAGACGUCCACACACAUCAGCUCCGGGACAGGCAACUCGGGGUCCUGGGCCUUACCAGUGACCUUGAGUGGCUGGUGUCUGGGGUCCACUGUUACUCAAAAUGAAAUAAGGCUGCUGUGUUUUUGUGACACUGAAACAGGGUCAUGGAUGUGUUAGGCAUUCACAGCUCCCCGAGGGGCUCAGCCGCCGUGAGCGUGGGUGAGGAAGGUGUGCUUUGGCCGGGAGGGCCUCAGCCGAGGCCAAGGGUGACCGCCCUCCAGCCCAGGAGGCCUCAGAGUGUGGGGGGCUCAGCCAGCUGCGGCGGCCACACAAGCAGAGCAGGGGGACAGCCCCCCGUCCUUCCAGAGCCGUGAAGGGCUGCACGGCGCUCAGUGGCCAGAGCCCAACACUGGGGCCAAUCCGGCAGAGCGGCCGCAGCUGCCAGAAGGCGAGGUGCACAGGCCACUGUGUGGCCGUGGAGGGGUUCGGGGGCCCCUGUGUAGCCGAACCCAAGUUCCAUCUGCCGGAAACACAGCAGAGACGA
This is a messenger RNA of Felis catus (domestic cat), 4110 nucleotides long. RefSeq names its product docking protein 7 (gene DOK7). Gene Ontology annotation, molecular function: protein kinase binding. Bases 108 to 1931 code for a protein of 607 amino acids. The transcript has 11 exons. Gene Ontology annotation, biological process: positive regulation of protein tyrosine kinase activity; neuromuscular junction development. NCBI's taxonomy places the organism in Eukaryota, Metazoa, Chordata, Mammalia, Carnivora, Felidae. The record is from RefSeq and is a predicted model, not a curated record.